Molecule: messenger RNA, 4398 nt
Organism: Theobroma umbraticum
Lineage: Eukaryota; Viridiplantae; Streptophyta; Magnoliopsida; Malvales; Malvaceae
Product: exportin-4 protein
Biological process (GO): protein export from nucleus
Cellular component (GO): nuclear pore; cytoplasm
Molecular function (GO): nuclear export signal receptor activity
Source: RefSeq, a predicted model, not a curated record
UGUAAAAGCAAAACUCCUUAAAUCAAAAAAAGAAUUCUUUCACUCUCCUUCACUUCAUCGAUCCCAUCAUCAUCAAGGCAUUAACUUGAGCUUCCAUUCUCUUCAAUCUCAAAGGUUCCUUCAUCUCUCUUCAAUCUCAAAUCUUUCUCUUAACCCUUCAUCAACAAAAAAAAAAGGAAAAAAAACUGACUUUUUUAUUCUCUAUACAACAAUCUCAGUAGAGAUGCAAGGGUUUUCCGAUGGCGGCGCCGGCGCCGAUUUGGCUCUGCUUCAAUCAACUAUGCAUACCAUCGAAGUUGCCUGCUCUUCGAUUCAGAUGCAUAUAAAUCCAACGGCAGCGGAAGCAACGAUAUUGUCAUUAUCACAGUCACCUCAACCGUACAAGGCUUGCCAAUAUAUCCUCGAAAAUUCUCAGGUGGCAAAUGCAAGGUUUCAGGCUGCUGCAGCUAUUCAAGAUGCAGCUAUCAGAGAAUGGGGUUUUCUUUCCAUUGAAGACAGGAGAAGUUUGAUUAGUUUCUGUCUGUGCUUUGUUAUGCAGCAUGCUAGUUUGCUAGAGGGCUAUGUCCAAGCUAAGGUAUCUUCUGUGGCUGCUCAAUUGAUGAAAAGGGGCUGGCUUGAUUUCACAGCUGCUGAGAAGGAGGCAUUUUUUUAUCAGGUUAAUCAGGCCAUUCUUGGUGCUCAUGGAGUGGAUGUGCAAUUCAUCGGAGUACAUUUCUUGGAAUCUUUGGUUUCUGAAUUUUCACCUUCAACUUCAAGUGCCAUGGGUCUUCCCAGGGAAUUUCAUGAGCAGUGUCGGACAUCAUUAGAGCUAAACUAUUUGAAGACAUUCUACUGUUGGGCACGAGAUGCUGCUUUAAGUGUCACAAACAAAAUAAUUGAAUCUGAUGCUGCGAUACCUGAGGUUAAAGUUUGUACUGCUGCACUAUGUCUCAUGCUUCUAAUUCUGAACUGGGAGUUUCGGCAUGAUGCAAAUAGCAUGAAAGCUGGUAUCAAUGUUUUCUCAGCUGGAGUUAGACAUGACAAUGCUUCAUCUAAGAGGUCUGAAUGUGUCUUAGUGCAGCCUGGGCCUGCGUGGUGUGAUGCUUUGAUCUCAAAUGGCCAUGUCGGGUGGCUGCUUGGCUUAUAUGCAGCGCUUAGACAGAAGUUUUCUCGUGAAGGUUACUGGCUUGACUGCCCUAUUGCUGUCUCUGCUCGAAAGCUAAUUGUACAAUUCUGCUCUUUGACAGGAACCAUAUUUCCUUCUGAUAAUGGGAAGAUGCAAGAGAAUCAUUUGCUACAGCUGCUAUCUGGUAUAUUACAGUGGAUCGAUCCUCCUGGUGCUGUGUCAAAAGCUAUUGAAGAGGGAAAAAGUGAGAGUGAGAUGCUUGAUGGUUGCCGUGCAUUAUUAUCUAUUGCAACUGUAACAACUCCUUUUGUGUUUGACCAACUCUUGAAAUCCAUAAGGCCCUUUGGUACUCUUACCUUGCUGUCCACCUUGAUGUGUGAAGUUGUUAAAGUCCUUAUGACUAAUAACACUGAUGAGGAGACCUGGAGCUGGGAGGCUCGAGAUAUCUUGUUAGAUACAUGGACUAUUCUGCUUGUGCCUAUGGAUGGUAAUGGUGGAGAUGCAUUGCUUCCUCCUGAAGGGAAACAUGCUGCAGCAAAUCUCUUUUCCAUGAUAGUGGAGUCUGAGCUAAAAGUGGCUUCUGCUUCAGUUGCAAAUGAUGAUGUUGAUUCUGACUAUCUUCAGGCUUCUAUUUCUGCUAUGGACGAAAGAUUAAGUUCAUAUGCUCUCAUUGCAAGAGCAGCAGUUGAUGUCACAAUUCCUUUGCUCACUGGACUGUUUUCUGAGUGUGUUGCACAACUUCAUCAGGGCAGGGGCAUUAUGGACCCUACUGAAACUUUAGAGGAGCUUUACUCACUAUUGUUAAUAACUGGGCAUGUACUUGCUGAUGAGGGGGACGGAGAAACGCCUUUGGUGCCAACUGCCAUUCAAACUCAUUUUGCGGACAUUGUAGAAGCAGAAAACCAUCCUGUUGUUAUUCUUUCUGGUUCAAUUAUAAGGUUUGCCGAGCAGAGCAUGGAUCAAGAAAUGCGAGUAACAGUUUUCAGUCCUCGGCUUAUGGAGGCUGUCAUAUGGUUUCUUGCAAGAUGGUCUCAUACAUACUUAAUGCCUCUUGAAGAAGCUAACUGCCAUCUAAGUCAUGAUUAUGAGCACCAGCGUCAGUCAAUACACUCCAGAAAAGCUUUAUUAAGUUUUUUUGGAGAACAUAAUCAGGGACAAAUUGUUCUCAACAUUAUUGUUCACAUAUCCAUGAUGACAUUGAUGUCAUACCCAGGGGAGAAGGAUUUGCAGGGUCUCACUUGUCACCAUCUUCUUCACACGCUAGUUCGCCGGAAAAAUAUUUGUCAUCGGCUUGUUUCAAUGGAUUCAUGGCGUGACCUAGCAAAUGCUUUUACUAAUGAGAAAAGUUUUUUCUUGUUGAGUUCUGCCAAUCAGCGUUCACUGGCUCAGACCCUUGUUCUCUCAGCUUCUGGACUGAGAAAUUCAGAGGCCUCUAAUCGAUAUGUAAGGGGUCUCAUGGUUCAUAUGACAACAUAUCUGGUGGAACUGUCUAACAAAAAUGAUCUCAAAAGUGUUUCCCAACAACCGGAUAUCAUCAUGUCGGUUAGUUGCUUGUUGGAGAGGCUUCGUGGAGCUGCCAGUGCUGCAGAACCUAGAACACAAAGAUCAAUUUAUGAGAUGGGUAUCUCUGUAAUGAACCCUGUUCUAAUUCUUCUUGAAGUUUACAAGCAUGAGUCUGCAGUUGUAUACCUGCUACUUAAAUUUAUUGUUGACUGGGUGGAUGGACAAAUAUCCUACCUAGAGGCUCAAGAAACUGCUUCCGUGAUUGAUUUCUGCAUGCGUUUGCUUCAGCUUUACUCAUCUCAAAAUAUUGGAAAGAUAUCAGUUAGUCUUUCAAGCACUUUACUUAGUGAAGCAAAGACCGAGAAGUAUAAAGAUCUGCGUGCUCUUCUUCAACUUCUUUCAAGUCUUUGUUCAAAAGAUCUGGUUGAUUUCUCAUCAGAUUCCAUUGAAGUUGCAGGCACAAAUAUAUCUCAGGUUGUUUACUUCGGUCUUCACAUAGUCACUCCUUUGAUAUCUUUGGAGCUGCUGAAAUACCCCAAGCUCUGUCAUGAUUACUUCUCGCUUCUGUCACACAUUUUGGAGGUUUACCCUGAAACACUUGCACAGCUAAAUAGUGAAGCAUUUGCUCAUAUUCUAGGAACUCUUGACUUUGGUCUUCACCAUCAGGAUGCAGAAGUAGUUAACAUGUGCCUGGGAGCUCUGAGAGCUCUGGCUUCAUACCACUAUAGGGAGAUGUGUGCAGGUAAAACAGGAUUGGGUUCACAUGCUGCAGGACAAGGAAAUUUACCUGAAGGAAUUUUCAGCCGGUUUCUACGUUCAUUAUUGCAAUUGCUCCUUUUUGAAGAUUACAGUCCUGAUCUGGUUGGUGCUGCAGCAGAUGCUCUCCUUCCGUUGAUCCUUUGUGAGCAAGGCCUAUACCAGAGAUUAGGCAAUGAGUUAAUUGAGAGGCAGGCGAAUUCAACACUAAAAUCAAGACUGGCAAAUGCAUUGCAUUCUCUAACAAGUUCAAAUCAUCUCUCUUCAACUCUAGACCGUGUGAAUUACCAGAGAUUUAGGAAGAAUCUAAACAGCUUUUUGAUUGAAGUUCGUGGAUUUUUGCGAACAAUGUGAUAUCUUAUAUAAUGGUGCAGAAAAUUUUGUCAUCCCAUUCUUGGUAUGGUUAAAAGUGGAAAGAAAUUGGAAUCAAAGAGAUUUCCCUAUUUUGGGAUUCUGUUAAUGCUUGUGAAUAUUCUAUAGAACUAUGUGAAUGUUCAUUUGUGCAGAACAGCAUGGCUGAAACUGGAGUAUUUGCCGAAUUUACAAGAUGAGAAAUGGUCGGUUUGCUUUCUCUGGUCUUUUCGCCUCAUUAACUUCCUCAUGAUGGCUCCUACUGGCACAUGGAAGCACUAUUUGUUGUUGUCUCGCAAUACAUCCCCAAAGACGAGUUGUUUGCAGCUCUCACAUUCGGGCAUCGGCUGUUUUGUUCCGAAUUCAUUCUGUAAUUGGUUUUUCGUGUAAGGGUUACAGUGCAAAAGCUUGCAUACAAAGUAUAUUUAUCGAUGCUUAAUAGAAGAACGAUCCAGUUCACUCUCUCCUACAGGCCACUACCAAUUUUGCCAUUUGGUUUCACGACAAGACGUCAGAGUGUUUUACGAUUUCUUGAGAAAGGAGAAAAACAACACUAGUGUCAGCAUAUGAUAUAUCCCUAGUCUUACCAGUAUAAAGUGGAAUUGGUUCCAGUUUUUGAGAUCAGAAAGUUGAGUAGUUUAGUGCUUCUGGUUGGAUGAAGAGACAAAUUAAUGUAGCUGCAU